AUGAGACCACAAGUUUCUCGAACUCAAAGUGAACAAAGAGGUCGUUCAUCAACAAAGAAGGCAAGUACAAAAGGUGAGCUAAAAUGGGAUUAUCAAUUUAGACCUACUGAAGUUGUUAAAAACAUUCAAAAAUCUUCAGGCCAUUCAAGUCUUUUAGAAAAAUCAAGAUCAAGAGAGGGAUCUAUAGUUCGUUUGAAAGAAUUUGAUCCUUAUAAUGAUAAGAAAAGAUCAUCAAGUCUUGCUACAAUAAGCUAUAAACGUCCAGGUCCAUCAAGAGUAAAUAGUGGAAUUAGAUCAUCAAAUAAUUAUAAGAACCCAAUGUCUGCUUAUGCAAGUAAUGAGGAAAUUGAUACAAUAAUACCCAAUCAUUCAAGUAUCUUAUAUCAGAAAUAUCUUAGACCAUCAACUUUAGUCCACAGCAGUGAACCUACUACGAAGUCAAAUACAACACAAAAUACACCAAGGAAUACCAAAAAUUCAGUUGCAUUACCACAUGAUUUAUUACCGGCUUUUGAAAAUGUUAAUAUUGAUCUUGAUGAUGAAGAUCAUAGGGAGCAGGAAGAUGAGGAUGAAGAUGAAUUUAAUGCUCUUGAUUUAUCAGAAUUUGAUAAUAAAUUUACAGAUUCAAACCCCAACAGUAUCAAAAUAGAUUCUGAAAGAUCAAGUCUUAACUCUACAGAAACCAAGAAGUCAAAAGAAGAUAAGUUAUUGAAGAUUUCAACAGCACAACAGAAACCAAUAGAAAAGCAUGGUAGAAUUCAACAACGUUUAAAUUAUAUGAAGGAAUUAAAUGAAGAGAAUUAUCAAAAUUCAAACCAAAAAUGGCUAACACAUGAAAAUUUCCAUCAGAAAUUAUUCUUGGAAUCUUUAAAUAAUGAUUUAAGAAGUUUGAAGAGAUCAAAUCACAAUCCAUUAUACAAGUCAUUGAAAAGAACACAAGAUAUUGAUCAUAAGCUUCAAGACUCUUCAGCUUCAAUAUCAAGUCAAAGUCUCUUAAAAUCAUUAGAUUCAAAUACAAAAUCAAUGAAAAAGGAAACAAAUUUCACUUCUAUCAAGAAGAAUAAAUAUCCAGAUAUUCAAAAACUUAAAGAUCUUUUACCAAAAUGUCAUGACAUAACAUCUCAACUUUGGACAAAUUCAGCUAAAACUUCUGUUUCUGAUAUAAUCACAACGAAGAAACCUUCUGGUGAUACAAUAGUUUCAUCAUAUGAUUCCGGAGGAAUCAACUUAAUUACACAUACUUAUCAACCAAAAGAAACAAAUGUUAUACAUGAAAAUCUUGAUAAUUAUUCAUUUGAACCAGUACCAGCAAAUGAUGAGACAUAUAUUAGAGUUAGGAACUCAAAAGGGCAUAGUCCCUUAUCACAGAGGAUUACGAAUGUUUAA
Hansenula ciferrii is the source of this 1386-nucleotide messenger RNA. It is a transcript of the gene RIF1, whose product is annotated as Telomere-associated protein RIF1. Lineage: Eukaryota; Fungi; Ascomycota; Saccharomycetes; Phaffomycetales; Wickerhamomycetaceae. The record is from RefSeq and is a predicted model, not a curated record. The coding region runs from base 1 to 1386 and encodes 461 amino acids. The transcript has a single exon.